Messenger RNA from Diachasma alloeum, 1012 nucleotides. RefSeq names its product homeobox protein prophet of Pit-1. Bases 16 to 861 code for a protein of 281 amino acids. Lineage: Eukaryota; Metazoa; Arthropoda; Insecta; Hymenoptera; Braconidae. The record is from RefSeq and is a predicted model, not a curated record. Gene Ontology annotation, molecular function: DNA-binding transcription factor activity, RNA polymerase II-specific; RNA polymerase II transcription regulatory region sequence-specific DNA binding. Gene Ontology annotation, biological process: regulation of transcription by RNA polymerase II. The transcript has 6 exons.
GGACAGAACAAACUCAUGGAUGAGUUGAGGCCGAAUCUAGGACUCCUCGGAGUUGGACUCGUUGAUAAUGACACGUUUCAUCUCAAUCACAAUCAGGAGAAGAGAAAGUGCAGUAGUACUAGCUCGAAUGAACAGGAUUUUGGACUUUAUGGGGUGCAUCAGGGGCUUGAGGCUAGUCCACCAACACCAGCUGCUACGCCAGGGAGGAAUAGCGUUGGAAAUGCUACCUCUGUUGGCGCCGAGGGGGCAUUUAAAAAAUUGAAACCCGAACCCUGCGCCUCCAGUCCACACAUCGGCCACACACCAACCACAGCCAGCUGUCCGACGCCCGCACGACGGCGGCACAGGACCACAUUUACACAGGAGCAGCUGGCGGAAUUGGAAUCGGCGUUCGCAAAAUCCCAUUAUCCGGACAUAUACUGCAGAGAGGAAUUAGCGAGGAGCACGAAAUUGAACGAGGCCAGAAUCCAGGUAUGGUUUCAAAAUAGAAGAGCAAAAUACAGAAAACAGGAGAAACAAUUACAAAAGGCGUUGGCACCAAUACCAGCCUGUCAAGGAGCAAUGAUGAGGAAUAUUUACCCAGGAGCUGGAAGGGGAUAUCAGCCUUACGCACAUCCGCACAACAGCAUAAACGGCAUCAACCGCUAUCCCCAGAUGGGAGCGACGUCAUAUCCAAGUAUGCCUCAGCCUUUCUCGAUGUCCCACUCAGCGUCAAACAUGUCGGCAGUCACCGGAAUGCGGCAAGAUGCGAUGGGAAUGUCAGCAGAAGACGAGUGGUACAACAAAAGCAUCUCAGCCUUGAGAAUGAACACGGCGCAUCAUCCAAACCUAGCUGCCCCAAUGCUCCAGUAUCAAACAUAACUUUAAAUUUUUCGAGAUGUUUAGAGACAUCCGAAAAAUAAGGGACUUGUUGAUUCGUUCCCGAAACUUGACCCACAAUUUUUCAUUUUUUUCUAGUCAAACUUGGUAACUGAUCUAGUCUCAUUCCAUUAUUCAUGAAUAAUUAAUUCAA